This is a messenger RNA of Fusarium odoratissimum NRRL 54006, 3996 nucleotides long. Its product is annotated as DNA polymerase delta subunit 2. Gene Ontology annotation, molecular function: DNA binding. The record is from RefSeq and is a predicted model, not a curated record. Gene Ontology annotation, biological process: DNA strand elongation involved in DNA replication; DNA replication. The coding region runs from base 225 to 1556 and encodes 443 amino acids. The transcript is spliced from 3 exons. Gene Ontology annotation, cellular component: delta DNA polymerase complex. Lineage: Eukaryota; Fungi; Ascomycota; Sordariomycetes; Hypocreales; Nectriaceae.
CCGUUGCCUAGCCACUUUACGCCAAUUCGCGUCUAAUCGCGGACCAAGCUUCUUCACGCGUUUUCAUUCUGCAGCUGGAAGCUUCAGUUUAACUGUUUGUCAAGUCAAUUACACGACUACGAUACAUGACAAAGCUUGUCACUACCUGAAACUUCCGGGACUUCCUUCAGCCGCUUCAUUUGUACCGUCAACCUGCAAAUACCCCCAUUUCGGGGACACUCAACAUGGUGACCCUCGAAGAUGUCGAAGGGAGCCUCUUGCGAAAGCCCUCCGAAACUUCUCACCAAGUCCCUUCUCGGAGCGCCUCCGUUUACAAGCCCCUACAAUCCUUUGUCCUCGACAAGCAACGCUCUUACCAGCAGCAGUAUGGCGAUAUGUACUUUUUGCGCCUCACCAAGAUAAAACCAGCUGUCGAUAAAGUAGCCGCAGAGGCUUGGACAGGUACAAAGAUUGGUGAAGAGGAAGCACAGAGAGUUGAACGAGUGCUUGAUGUCCGGCAGGGAGAGCUGUGCUGGGUAACUGGCACCGUAUACAUGGAGAUGCCACUGAAGCCGAAUAUUCUGGAGGACGUGUCCAAGGAUCGUUGGAUCUCCGCCCCUAUUCUGACACCGAAAUAUUUCUCCAAGGACGACCAGGUCAUGUUGGAGGACGAGUCAGGCCGCAUCAGGCUGGUUGGCGAUGUGCUGAAGACCGUAAACUUGGUCACAGGAUGUAUUAUCGGGGUCAUGGGUACUGAAAACGCCAACGGCGAAUUAGAGGUCAUUGACAUCAAAUUCCCUGACCUUCCUCCGCAACCUGAACGUUGGAGCCUUUCGAAGCCCAAUUCAGAGAAGGCCAAGACAAAAGACGAAGAUGAGGAUAUGGCUGAUGCUUCUGAAGCCAAGAAGGGCAACAGCAAGAUUGCUAUUGUGUCUGGCUUGUCUUUCUCAGGCACCGAUGCUUCUCACGCGCUUGAGCUUGAACUCCUUUCCGAGUACUUGCUCGGUGAAGCUCUGACCCCUUUAAGCCAGAUCGAUGUCUCUCAUAUUAGCCGCCUUGUCAUAGCAGGAAACUCUAUCUCGACAACAGACCGCAAACCUCCCGCUGCAGACGAGGUGCUCCCAGAAAAGAAAGCCCAGAAGAAGUACGGCUACGACGCCAGCGCCUACAACCCACUCCCCUCUCAACUCUUCGAUGCGUUCAUUGCCGAACUUCUCCCAUCCAUUCCUAUCACGAUGCUCCCUGGUGCUCAGGAUCCAGCGAACGCUAGUUACCCGCAGCAACCCGUGCAUCCAGCAAUGUUCCCUUCGGCACGAGCGUAUGCCCGUGACCCAACAGCUCCAGCCACCCAACCAGGCUGGUUUGACACUGUCACAAACCCGUGGGAAGCGGAGCUCGAAGGAUGGAGGUUUCUUGGUACUGGUGGCCAAAAUGUCGACGAUGUUUUCAAGUACGUCGGCAGCGAUGAUCGUCUUGGCAUGAUGGAAGCUAUGUGUCGAUGGCGUUGCUGUGCCCCGACUGCACCCGAUACGCUAUGUGAGUACAUGACGACCCAAGUUUUGAUGUCUCGAAGCUAAAACAUUGCGUAGGGAGCUACCCGUUCCAGGAUGAUGACCCUUUUGUGAUGCAGACUUGCCCUCACCUCUAUUUCGUCGGCAACCAGCCACAUUUCUCUACCAAGGUUAUCCACGGACCUGAGGGUCAGUCAGUGAGACUUGUGACCGUACCGAGUUUUGCAGAAACAAAGGAGCUGGUUUUGAUCGAUACAGAAACACUUGAGGUGGAGAGGGUCAAGAUAUCUACAACAUAAUGCGAUCAUAGGAUGGGCAUGGUGUAUAGAAUAGGUAUGGCGAGAUACCCCGAACCGUAGUUGAUUAAGCACGCUAAGCUACCUGUUUGAGCAAGUUGAUCGAUUAUCCACCCGUCCACUUCUUAGUAGAGCAUUCGCCUCGCCUUGCCCUUUGCUUGCUGCUUCCACUAAGCCACGCAUCAAUCUUCUAUCAAUCAUAGAAAUCCGUCUUAAGCCUCAUAGUCCGACUCGUUGUCACUCGGCUGCACAAAAUCCUGGUCCUCUUCCUCGCUCUCCUCCUACUCAUCGUGUUCGUAGAUGUACCAAUCGUCUUCAUCGUCGUCAGUCGCUCCAGGUGGAGCACCGCCGGUGUUGCUCUGCUUGUCAUCGUCGUCCUGGGCGCACUUCUCGCAAGCCUGGAGAAUGAAUUUGCUGAGUUGAGCCAUUUUCUGGUGGAUCCAACAAAGCUUGUUGAAGCGGAAGUUCUUCAUCUUAGCAUCCGUCCUGAAAAGAUCACUACUCAGGCCUUUGACGUCUCUGUCAUCGCCUUCAUCCUUUCUUUUGUCCUCACGCUCCUGCAACGCGAGUUGUCUGUAAAAUCGCAGUUGGUGGGCACGAAGAAUGAGAUCAGUUGAGGAGGGCCAAGCACCAUUGUUGAGAAGCUUGUUCAAGAUCUGAACAUGUAUGAUCUCACAAGGUAGCGACUUCAAUGCUACCAUCAACUCCGAAGCUGGCUCGAAAAAAUCGACAAAGGUGAACUUGCCGUGUUUGAAACUUGGGCUGAUGAUGAUCUUGAGCGUGUGGAUGUUGGCAUUAUAAGGGGUUUUGGCAAACAUCUUAAUGGCAUCGACCAUGAAUUCCUUCGUGCUCGGAGUGGAGCGACUGGAAUCGGCCUUGACCGUGAUGAAGCGAAAGUACUGCGCGUAUUUGGCAGUAUCGAUAGUCCCAGGCUCAUGGAUUGGUAGUGCCAGAGGGUCGGUGUCUCUGUUGGCGAUGUUUUCCUGGUCUCUCAUGCCAGGCUCAGGGACAUAUAUGUCGUCAUUGACUAGGUCCUGGAUGUUGGCCACCUCGUGAUAUUGAGUAGGCGCAUCCCGAAGAAGGUAGAGAAAGGUAUUUUCGCCGUACAUGACGCCUCUCGCUUCAACAAAGACUUUCUUGCUCACCAUGAGGAUGCUGAUGUCAAGGCCAGGUUUCUCUCGCUGGUACACACGCCUCCAGCUGCUGUAAACAGGAAUAGGCUUGUUCGACACAAGGAGACCUCGAUAGAUUUGUUCACGAACCUCGGCAGGAAGACCCAUGAAGCUGAGACGUCUGGGACUUUUGACCUUGAUCCUGAUAGGGAGUCUAGGUCGAGGCUCUGGAGCCGGGGAAUUGCGGAGAACCCCGCGGCGACCUCGUUGAGUACGGUUUUGAUAACGGGCAGGAGUGGGAUUAACGUUUUUUGUCAGCACCGCCAGAGCCCUACCUCGACGCGAACCUGGAUCCCUUUGGUAGGCAUUGGGGAUAGAGGGAGGGGGCGCCGUCUCAUCCUCGUCGAACGACUCUUCUUCAGGAGUUGUCUCGCGUGGUCCCCAGACGAAUUGACUCGCGGGAAUUCCAAACUCCUUAGUGAAAUCUUUCAAGAGCGGCGCUUCGAUGAUCAUCUUGUUGUUGUUGGAUGCUUUAACUAUCUGUGAGUCUUUGUCGGGUUGAGGCUUAUAACGCUUCUUGGGGGGUUCAUUGUUGGCGGCCAUUGGGCUUCUCUUGUUUCCGAUUGAAACAGCUGAUUCGCUCCAGGAAGAUGGGCUACCUGGUGCGGACGGGCUACUCGAAGAAGAUGAACUGCUUGGGGAGGAUGAGCAGGACGUAGAUCGAAUGACCUGGCCAACUUGAGCCCUGGUCAUCGUCUUCUGCUUGACAUUGCAUGUGGGCGCCAUGGUGUGCAAUCGAGGUGCAGAAUCUUGAAAGAGGUGGAUAGCUUUGAGUGAGGGUGAGGAGGAAAUGAAAUGAGUAAUGUUGGGUAGAGAAGCAGUGGUGUUGUGGGUAAGAUGUGAAGAGAUGAAUGUGGAGGAAAGGAAGAGGGAUCUUUUAUAAUGAGAAAAGGGGCCAGUGAUUCACUGCUGCAUUUCAACGAGCACUGGAUGAAGAGGCGCUGAAUUUCAUAAGUUAUGCAACUCAUCAUACAAUUUCAGCUAUUUCCCUUGCUACAAUGUUCUUCGGUUGUUCCAAUUCAGCUGGGUCUGCCCCUU